AUGGCUGAUGCGAUUGAAACAGAAACUAAUUAUGCAGGUUUUAUUGCAGUACAUGUCGGCGCUGGUUUACAAUCUCAAGCGAGACUACCGCGAUAUCGUGAGACGAUAAAAAGAGCUUGUUUACAAGGAAUACGAGCAUUAAAUAAUGGGAAAAAUGCAUCCGAAGCAGCAUGUAUGGCUGUUGCUGUACUUGAAGAUUGUCCAUUAACCAAUGCUGGUAUUGGUUCGAAUUUAACUUUAGACGGAAAUGUUGAAUGUGAUGCAUCUAUUAUGGAUGAAGAAAGCUAUGGAGCAAUAGGAGCUGUUACAGGUAUAAAAAACCCAAUAACAUUAGCAUGGGCUUUAUUGCAUACACAAAAACAAGGUCUUUUGGAUGGUGGUCGAAUACCUCCGUGUUUUCUUGUUGGCGAUGGUGCCAAACAAUGGGCACAACAAAAUGAUAUUCCACUAGUUGAUAAUCAAGCAAUGACGACAGAAAAUAGUAAAUUUACAUACGAAAAAUACAAAAGAAAAUUAAAUGAAAACGCAUCAGAAACAACGAAAAAGAUUAAAACGGAAAAUUCAGAUGAUACUGAGCGAUUAGACACAGUCGGCACUAUUGUUAUUGAUCGACAUGGAAAUGUAGCAGCAGCUGCAUCAAGUGGUGGAAUACUUUUAAAACACUCUGGUCGUGUAGGACAUUCAGCAAUGUUUGGCUGUGGUUGUUGGGCCGAACGAAAAGAUUCAUGUUCGAUUGCAGUUGCAUCUUCAGGCACUGGUGAAUUUCUUAUGAAGAGUCUUUUUUCUAAAUCGAUUAGUGAUGCAUGUUCAAAUGAUGACUUAACGCCAGACACAAUACGAGAUCAUAUUAAUCAUAUUUUUCUUAAUCGUACAAUGACUCCAACAAAUGCUGAAAAAUAUUUUGGAUUUAUUCUGUUAAAAAUGAUCACAAAUGAAAAUCAAAGUCGAUCAGUAGAGUUUCUGUGUGCCCAUAAUACUCAAACUAUGUUUGUUGGUUAUAUGACUACAAAGCAAAGCAAAGUUACAACUUGUUUGUCGGAAUUGCAGUCCAAUGGUUCACUAACAAUUCAUAUUGAUUCAGUUCGUUUAACAUAA
Messenger RNA from Rotaria socialis, 1095 nucleotides. The record is from the annotation of a GenBank genome assembly. NCBI's taxonomy places the organism in Eukaryota, Metazoa, Rotifera, Eurotatoria, Philodinida, Philodinidae.